CGUGUACCUGCUUUUAUCAGUGACCAGUAAUUCUAUAUUUUAUCAUUUUAUCACGUGAAUGAAAUAACGCACCCAUCGCUAAGUUAUGGGGCAAUUUCAUUGAAAAAAAUUUAUUUUUGCCUAAUUUCAAGUGGAGUUCCAGAAAGAACUAAGUUCAAAUGGAGGUGGAACAACAGCAAGGACUAGAAAUGGCCGAAAUCACGUCAGAAGUGUACGAUAUUAUCCAUCCGAGUCCGGUUUCGCUAAAACAACUAUCAGCAAUCACCGUUAGCCUGGAAAUAUGGCGACGUCAAGUGGUUGAAGAUCGCAAGACAAGUGGAAAAUUGGAUGCGUUUGACCCUUUUUACACGCUAGAAAGAGAAGAUACCUGGCUGGAAAAAAAGCUUCCCGAUUUGCCCUCCAUGAUUUACCGGACAAUCGAAAAUUUUUUAUCAAGAUUCAGGCGAUCGAUGUUAUCGUGGGCGAACCAUCAUCAUAGGAAAGGAUUGUGUUGGGAUGGUUCAAAAGAUUUCGAUGAUUUUGUGUGUGAUUAUGAUGGCUCUGUCGAUUACGCGAGGACAGCCGAACGUGUGAUGCGUUGGAAAAAAUUCAGUUCGGAAAUGAAGUUUACAGUCGCUUGUAUGUAUUUCUUCGAAGAGGAUGUAAGACGAAUUUGGCCGUCUGUAUCAGCAAACAUGAACGUAAAUUUGAUCGAUUUUGACAAAUGCCCGGCAGUAUAUUACUGGAUUUGUCGCCUCACGAAUAAGUUAGAUAAAAUACCAAACUGGGAGGGUGAAACUGUCGAUGAAAGAAUGUUUGAGAUGUCCAUGCCUUAUAAUAGACCUUCGGUCGAGUAUUUUUGGAAUCGUAUACCUGUGGAAAAACAAGUGCAAAGUGCUGUUGCUGAGCUUAGAGGUUAUGAUUUCGUUAGAUUCGUAUUACCAAAACUGGAUGAUGUGCAGCUUGAUGAAUUCGUCAAUGGUGGUAGUAGACGUCGCUUGUAUAAAGUGUUUCUAAAUCUUCAUAGCGAUGAAUGGACCAUCCUGAGAACUUGGUUUCACAUCAGGAACGUCAUAAAGGAAACUAAUUUUACCAAUCUUAUCAUUCGUAUGUUUGACGUUGAGGAUUUCUCUACUGUUGAUGAUGAUUACUUUUCAUCGGGAGAGUGGGAAUUUUUGUGUUGUCAGAUUUGGAAGCAUACGCCGCUUAAUUUAAAACGAUCGACGAUCAGAGUUUUCUCAUCGGAUAAUACCUGGAUCGCAGCUAUCAAUAUUCACGACUGCGGCGAAUGCGAUUGUCAAAAAAUAAACGUCGAUUUGCUGUUGACUAUUUUGCAAGAUGCAUCGUUGGAAGAAAGAAACCUAUUCUUGCAUAAUUGCUGGGGUUGUUUCAUUAAACCACUUCAAAUCAAAGAUUUGCAACGGGUAAUAGGAUUGUGCUUUGAGAACGAAGUUGAGAUUACUCAGUUCAAGCGAAACGUCAUGGUUAAAAGCGAAGAUGUCUUUCAACAUUGCCUUUCCUUAUUGAAAGAUCGGCAUUUCGACGAAUUGAAUGCAUUUGUGAGUUUUUGUUGUCCGAAAUCGAAAUCAGCGAGAAACUUUAAACAACGAAUACUGCGGUCGGCUUUUCUUGGCGAAGAUUGCAAACUUAGUGGUUGGAUUUUCCGAAGUUAUACUAGCGAAUACGUCAGUCAUAUCGAAGUACUCAAUAAAUUUGUUGAUGGUGCUUUUGACGACUACGAUCUAUCCGUCGAUUUCAAAGAUCUGUUCAUGUCGUCAACUUCAUUUUUGCGACAUUUAUCGAGUAUUAUGUGCGAGAGCCAUAUUUCUCUCGACAAGCUCACAAAAUUUAUUGAUACUUUUGUUUCAACCGAAGAAGUUCUAACGCAGGUCAAGAUGAGAUUGAUUGAUUCGUUGAAAGAGUAUGGGGCUACGAAUGCGAUUGACCGUCGUUAUAUACGUCUCUUGGAUGAGAUCUUACCAUGGUGCUUGGGAAGUAAUGAAGGAGUUGAAGAAUUCAAACUGAACUGCCUUUGGAAGUGAGAGAAGCGGUGAUUUUUACCCCGUGGAUUCAAAUUAUGUCAGGUUUUGUGUGUAUUUUUUAAUAGAAUUGCGUGAUUUAAAAUGUUUUUCUCUUUUUUGUUUUUGAAAUGAAAUGCUAUGUACUUAAAAUACUUUAAUGAAGUUUUGAUUUUUUGUUUUGAAUUAAUUUUAACCGAAAUUUUUGUAUUUUCCAAUAUUUUUAUAGAGAAUAAAUUUCGAACGAAUUUUCGAAAUUUUUGUAGCUAUUUUUAUGCGAUCCGUUUCACAAUAAGUACUCAUGUUUCAUGUAUUCUUGUAAUUUUUUUGUUAUUUAUUUUCUACUUAUGCAACUUAAUUUAUAAUCACGAUUUCUCUGGUUACUCACGUGGCUAUUUCAUUAAUAUUGCAAGUUGAUUUCUUACCAGUUUCAAGUAUGGCAUUGCCUCAUCUUGAGUCAUUUUUAUGUUAUAGUUAUUCUCGAUAAGUCUAACUUAUUUUUCAAAUUUGAAUUGUCCUCAACUUGAAAAAUUUUUUCGCUCUACUUUUUAAUUCUCUUAUUAAACCUUGAAUUUAUUGCAGAUAAUUUUGAUUGAUUUUUUUUUUGUGAAUGCCUACUUAUAAUGUAGUCUGAAAGUCAGAUAUCUUUAAUGUUACGAAGAAUUGAUUAUUACCUACUUAAUUUUCGAAAUAUAUUUUCACGAUAUCGUCAACGAUUUUCGCAUCAAUUAUUAAAAAUUAUCCCCCUGAACGUUUGGAAUUUUGAAAUAAAACAUUUGAAAAUGA
Molecule: messenger RNA, 2783 nt
Organism: Planococcus citri (citrus mealybug)
Lineage: Eukaryota; Metazoa; Arthropoda; Insecta; Hemiptera; Pseudococcidae
Exons: 2
Coding region: 159-2021 (620 amino acids)
Source: RefSeq, a predicted model, not a curated record